AUGUCUGAAAUCAUCACAGCCAUUGACGACGACAGCUUCACCAUCAAUAACAGCAACAUCUAUUACGACAAGUGUAACAUCAGAGUCACGGCAAACAUCAGUGGUGUCACUGAGACGAAGCAGCUACCAUGUCUGUUUGGUUACAGUUUUGCUGAAAGAAAGGACCUUUCCAUAAUAUCAGACAUGGAACUAAUUUGUGAGAAGGGUCCCCUUCGGGCAUUGGGCAUGUCCUCCUUCUUUCUGGGGCAAGUUAUUGGAGCCGCCUCACUGCCAGCAGUAUCCGACCGCUAUGGAAGACGACCGGUCCAUCUCAUCUCGCACUUCUGUAUUCUGGUUCUUGGAAUCUGUUCAUCCUUCUCACCUAAUUACCCAGUAUUCCUGGUGAUGCGGUUCUUUAUUGGAAUCGUGCAUUCGCACCGGAAGCUGUUCGGCUUUAUCACCAACCAAUUCCGGGUAUGGGGUAUGGUAAUAUUAGCCGGCCUCGCCUAUUCGCUGCGGGAUCAGUCAUGGAGAUGGGUACAGCUGGGAGUAACUUCUGUUUGCCUUCCUGUACUUGCUGAAGUAGUUUUCCUUGAUGAAACCCUUCGAUGGCUGAUACUCCACGGCAGGAUGGAUGACAUCAGGAAACACCUAGAAAAAGUAGCGAGAGUAAAUAGAGUUGACAAAACACACGUCUUGGAAGUGUUUAGUAACAUCCAAGAGCAUCACCGGUCACUGUUACCGAUGACGCUGUCCUUUGAAGUGGAGCCUAAAACUCCAGCAUCACUAAGCCAAGAUGCCCCUACACCCACACUGAAUGUUACCCAUUCUCUGGCCGAUCUGUUGAAAGUGAAACGACUAGCUAUCAAUACUAUUGCUAUGUGGUAUAUGUGGCUGUCCUGCAGUAUGAUCCUGUUUGGAAUAUACCUGACAUCAGACACCUUGGCUGCUAGCAUAUAUGUCAACUUCUUCAUGGUCGCCAUCAUAUCCUGUCCAUCUGGUAUCAUAUUCUAUUUCAUGAUAGACAGAUAUGGACGAAAGUCGACGCUCAUGGCGCUGUGCCUACUUGCAACUGGAGGCUUAACAGUAGUUACAGCCAUCAGAAUCCUGUCGGCGAAUGAAGGAAAUGCAGCAAUUGCAUCGACAGUCUUCUCCUGUUUUGGAGCCAUGGGGAUUCAUGAAUUUAUGUCAACUUUGUUCUUUUACACUCCAGAAAUCUUUCCAACCACCAUGAGGAACGUUGGACUUGGAUCAUCGGCCGCGAUUGGUAGAAUUGGCUGCAUACUGACCCCGUUUAUCAUACUUAUGGGGGAUAACAUAAUCUGGGCACCGGGUGUCCUGUUAACUGUAAUGUCUGUCAUCACCCUGGUUGUGAUUCAAGUGUUGCCAGAGACCAAAGCGAGAGAACUGCCACAGACUCUGGAGGACCUGAAGGACUGGUACAGAAUGACGUCAUAGAAACACCUGCUUUCAUUCAUGUGUGGACACUGAUGUUACGUUCACUGAUGUGAUGUGUACUUUCAUAUAAUUGGCAAUAAAAAUGCAGUAAAGAUCAAAAUAAAGAUUUUAUAAUCAUUUGUA
This is a messenger RNA of Haliotis rubra (blacklip abalone), 1560 nucleotides long. RefSeq names its product organic cation transporter protein-like. Gene Ontology annotation, biological process: transmembrane transport. The record is from RefSeq and is a predicted model, not a curated record. Lineage: Eukaryota; Metazoa; Mollusca; Gastropoda; Lepetellida; Haliotidae. Bases 1 to 1437 code for a protein of 478 amino acids. Gene Ontology annotation, cellular component: membrane. The transcript has 9 exons. Gene Ontology annotation, molecular function: transmembrane transporter activity.